AACAACUUCAGUUUUUAGAAAAGUUGCUUCAAUGAUAAUUUUUACUAGUUUGAAUGAAUUGAUAUAGGUAUUUGAUUACAGGCUUAUGAUAGUUGUAAGUUCUAUUAGGCAUUGAAAAAAUUUGGUUUGGUUUUCGUUGUAUAGGUGGAACUCAUGCAAUUCAAGAAAUUCCAACAGGAUUGGACUUGAAGAGUUAUUCAGAAACCCCCAUAUCACCAUCAAAGUUGUUUGAAGUAGUGCUGAUGACCUGCAGACACUCAACAAAAAUCUUCAAUCGAUUAAGAAAUCGCCUUGCUUGGAUGCAAAAUUAUCAGACAUAUGCCACUGGCACAUCAGCUGCACCAACCUAUCUCCCUGCUCUCCAGUUCACCAAUAAAGAGCCAAAAGGAAAUGUGCAUGAAUUCAACCUCAUUGAUGGUGGUGUUUGUGCCAAUAAUUCGGUUAUGCCCCAGCCAAGAAUGACUUUCUAUUUGAGAAGGUUUGUUUCCAGAAAUGGUAAGGGUGGGGGAAGUCAAUUCUUGAGGAUUUUUCAGUGUUAGGUUGUCCCACUAUUUUAUUGCACAGAUGUGUGGAAGGGCAGGGCGACCACCAUUUGAUGAUACAGGCUUGGUUAUAAUCAUGACAAGGAGAGAAACGGUUCAUUUGUAUGAGAAUCUCUUAAAUGGAUGUGAAGUAGUGGAAUCACAAUUGCUUCCAUGUGUGACGGAACAUUUACUUGCGAAAAUAGUUCAACUGACAGUAACUGAUAUUACAAAAGCAAUUGAGUGGUUGCAAUGCUCAUACUUGUAUGUUAGAAUGAAAAAGAACCCUGAGAACUAUUCAAUUAAGAAAGGAAUUUCUGGUGAUCGUUUAGUGAAGCAUGUUCAAGAUAUUUGUGUUAAGAAAGUUAACGAGUUAUCUCAGCAUCAAAUGGUAGAGAUUGAUGAAGAUGGUUUCCUCUUGAGCCCAUUAGAUCCUGGGAGGCUAAUGACAGUAUUAUUUGAGAUUUGAUACUAUGAAACAGAUAAUGAGGACACCUGAAAACUGCUGUCUAGAAGAUGCACUUCAUGUUAUUUGCUCUGCAGAAGAAAUUGCUUGUGCGGAUAUUCUCAUUAACUGUUUUAGUGUCUAAUGCAAAUAUGUUUCUUCAUUAAGUAUUGAUAUAGUGUUGUACCCGUAAAAUGAAGGGAUACAGCUAAGACGCAAUGAGAAGAACUUUUGUCAUUUGUUGCUGGAUAAUUUUAAGGUUGGGACUAUGUCCCAUAGUUUUAUCAUGAUUCUCCAUAGCUUUGUCAGUCAUGUUUCACUCAAAAGCAAGCCUAUUCUAAUGAAAACCGACAAGUUUGGGCUCU
Arachis ipaensis is the source of this 1331-nucleotide messenger RNA. RefSeq names its product ATP-dependent DNA helicase homolog MER3. NCBI's taxonomy places the organism in Eukaryota, Viridiplantae, Streptophyta, Magnoliopsida, Fabales, Fabaceae. The record is from RefSeq and is a predicted model, not a curated record.